AUGGCGCAAAACUUACUAAAAUGCCAAUUCUGUAAGAAACCGUCCAACGUUAAAUGGAGGUGUAAUACUUGCGACGUAUUUUUCUGUGAUCUAUGCUGGAUAAAUAUUCAUUCCGUUCUUAAAAAUUCUCAUGAACAUGAUGUAACUGAUUAUAAAGAUAUUGACACAGAAUGCAGUGAUAAAGUGAAUCUGAAAAUCAUCCCAUGUUCUACGCAUCCUGAACUUAGCUGUUUAGUUUAUUGUCGAAACUGUGACAAAUCCCUCUGCCCUUCUUGCUUGAUUAAUCCGUCCAACCAAGAAGAACUGAAAAGGAUUUACGAUUUGAGGCGUGAAAGUCUUAGAGAGUUGAGGCAACAGAUGGAUAAGGUGUUGCCAUUCUUUGAAGAGAAGGCUGCUGAGUUCAAAAUCCUUGAAUUUAAUACGCUUUCACAGUACAAUAAAGUUAAUGAAAAAAUAUCCGAAAGGCAAAGUGAACUGACACAAGAAGCUGAAGAACUUUUCCGGAAAUUAGACAGCUUAUGGGAUCCAAAAAAUAAUUCACUUACACAAGAGAAAGAAAGGAUAACGGACAUAGAAAAUGAUUUGAAACAAAGAACGAUUGAAAUUGACACUGCAUUAGAGGCGUCAUCGCCCUCUAGUAUUUUUACAGUAUUUGAAAAGAUCAACAAAGAAUUGCCAGCUCAAACUACAGCAAUCAAAAAACUUCCUGAGCUAAUUUUCUUUGAAUCAAGAUCAAGUGAUUCUAAUUUCGGAUCCAUUAUUCAAGUACCUGAAUUGAAGUUGGUCAACACAUUCACUAUUGCCUUACCAGAUAUUUCGGCAAUUGUUACUCUAAAUACUGAAACAAGCGUCCUUUACAGUGCCACGACAAAUUGUUUUCAGCAUUUUACUUUUUCUAAUUCCGGAAUAGUGAAAUCUUUAGAUUAUUACAGUAAAGUUAAAACAAAUUGUUCAAAGCGAUAUUUCGAUUCACCAACUCGAGUAGUAGAUAUGACAGAGUACCGUGGAAACAUUCUAAUUUCUGAUGAAUGGCUUGGCGAUGAAAUAAUGCACUUUUGUCAUAGUGUCAGUCAAACAAAAUUCACAUCCAUCAGUAAAUUACUACCUUGUGGUGUUCAUACAACAAAAGAUUCCAUUCUCGUGGGAUACUGCCACGAUCAUGAUUUCCCUACAAACUCAUCUGGAAUCAUAACAUUUAAUUUAAUGGGGGCAGAACGCAGAAGAUUUCAAUGUAAUUCAAGUAUGGAUGACAAAAGCUUGUUUACUUUUCCAGCGAAAAUUACAACAAAUGUAAACAAUGACAUUUGCAUCAUUGAUUACAAAUCUUUAUAUGCCAAAAAUACAGGAAAAUUUAAUGGUGUGAAACAUACAUAUGAACCAAGGUAUGGAAGAGUGGUAACCGUAGGAGAAUGGGGGCAACCAAAGUGGACAUACAAUGGAGAUUCAAGGGUCAACGGUGACAAUAAAUUCACACCCUAUGACAUUGUUACAACGAUGCAUGGUCUUAUCCUUAUUGCCGACAGAGAUUCUUCUGCUAUUCAUAUACUGUCGAAGGAUGGACAAUUUAUCAAUUACUUUUGUCAUGAACUAAUUGUGCAACCUGCUAGUUUAAAUAUUGAUAAGUCGGGAAGAUUAUUGAUUGGUUGUUCGUGUGAAGGAGAUGGGAUCAAGCCUAAAGAUGAUGAAAGUAAAACUUCUUAUCUUCAUGUCGCUGAGUUUGUUGAUGGAUAUAUGUAA
Mytilus trossulus (common blue mussel) is the source of this 1737-nucleotide messenger RNA. RefSeq lists its product as uncharacterized. Gene Ontology annotation, molecular function: zinc ion binding. Lineage: Eukaryota; Metazoa; Mollusca; Bivalvia; Mytilida; Mytilidae. The record is from RefSeq and is a predicted model, not a curated record. The transcript has a single exon. The coding region runs from base 1 to 1737 and encodes 578 amino acids.